Molecule: messenger RNA, 2043 nt
Organism: Anguilla anguilla (European eel)
Lineage: Eukaryota; Metazoa; Chordata; Actinopteri; Anguilliformes; Anguillidae
Gene: cdkl1
Product: cyclin-dependent kinase-like 1 (CDC2-related kinase)
Exons: 10
Coding region: 290-1381 (363 amino acids)
Biological process (GO): protein phosphorylation
Cellular component (GO): nucleus
Molecular function (GO): cyclin-dependent protein serine/threonine kinase activity; ATP binding
Source: RefSeq, a predicted model, not a curated record
GCCAACUAUGACGAUGAAUGUUUAGAUUUUUCCUCUUGCUGUAUGAGGGGGCGGAGCCAUGGCUGUAGUUCCUAUGGGGACGAGCCAGGAAAAGCUGAAGCACUUGGUUUGCAACAUUGCCACCAGCGUGAGCAUACUUCUCAGGAGAUGCACAAGUAAUUCUUGUUAUUCUCGGCAUCUGCGGUCAUUUCCCCAACUAAACAGUGACGACCCAGGGACUACGUUGCUUCAUAGGUUCAGAAGGACCAAAUAAAGAGGUGCGCAAGAAAAUCGGGAGAGUGGCUCUUUGAUGCAUGCCGACAGCUCCCUGUCCCACAUCCGGAUGGAGAAGUACGAGAAGAUUGGGAAGAUUGGGGAGGGCUCGUAUGGCGUUGUCUUCAAGUGCAGGAACAAAGACACCGGCCAGAUAGUCGCCAUCAAGAAGUUUGUAGAGUCGGAAGAUGAUCCCAUUAUAAAGAAGAUCGCGCUGAGGGAGAUCCGGAUGCUGAAGCAACUGAAGCACGCAAACCUGGUGAACCUGAUUGAGGUUUUUCGACGGAAGCGCAAGCUACACCUGGUGUUCGAGUACUGCGACCACACAGUCCUCAACGAGCUGGACCGCUACCCCCGGGGGGUCCCGGAGCACCUGGUGAAGAGCAUAACCUGGCAGACACUGCAGGCCGUCAACUUCUGCCACAAACAGAACUGCAUUCACAGGGACGUGAAGCCGGAGAACAUCCUCAUCACCAAGCACCAGGUCAUAAAGCUGUGCGACUUCGGAUUCGCCAGGAUCCUCACUGGACCCUGCGAUUACUACACGGACUACGUGGCCACGCGCUGGUACCGGGCCCCGGAGCUGCUGGUGGGGGACACGCAGUACGGCCCGCCCGUGGACGUCUGGGCCAUCGGCUGCGUCUUCGCCGAGCUGCUCUGCGGCGCCCCCCUGUGGCCAGGGAAAUCAGACGUGGAUCAGCUCUACCUCAUCAGAAAAACACUGGGAGACCUCAUUCCCCGGCACCAGCAAGUCUUCAGCAACAACCAGUUCUUCAGCGGAGUGAGCAUCCCCGAGCCGCAGGAGAUGGAACCCCUGGAACAGAGGUACCCAAACCUGUCACAUCUAGCACUGGGGCUGAUGAAGGGCUGCCUGCGCAUGGACCCGUCAGAGCGGCUGACGUGCGAGCAGCUGCUGGAGCACCCCUACUUCGACAGCCAGAGAGAGGAGACGGAGAGCGCCACCCGCGAACACGACCGCGCCACCAAGAGGCGGUCCCGCCUGCCGCGCAAGCACCUGCCGCCCGGGUAUCUGCCUCAACUCACCAGCAGCAACAUCCUCCCGGCCCUGGAGAACAAGAAGUACUACAACAACCUGCGAAAGUUCAACUACCACUUCCCCAAUAUCUAAAUUCCCUGCUUUCUAACCAAUCGGGGAACAGCAGAGAAUAAAUUAAAAUACUUCGGUAAUCUCGCGUUUCCAAGUACAAAAUCCAGGAAAAGCAGCCGUUUGUGGAGAGUGCAAGAUUUCCUGAGUGCGCAGAUUAGCUGAACCAAGGCUUUGGUCACAUGACCCCAGUGUGAGCCAAUCAUAUGCACUCUGGCAGCUUUUCGGAAGAGACCUCUUUUGGUCUUGGGUUUCACGUAUAUCUAUUUUGUUCACUUUUUUUCAUGUAAAUGACAAGGAGCAGCUCGCAGCUCUGCUGAUAGACCCACGUGCAGUAUGGGGGAACAUGAUAGCGUAACUGCCUUACCCAACUUGCCAAAUAUGUUUUUAAUAGUGAAAGAUAUAUGCAUUGGUCUGUCAUCUCGAUGUUCACUGUUGGUAGCCUCGUUGUUAAGGUUUGGAAGAUGUAGGUGAAAGGUCUAAUCUCCAUUAGUCAAUCCAAAUAAAGGGUGGUGCACAAUGUGAGAAAUGAUUAAUCCAGAACGUAACUUGCCUGUUUGUUGUAUGUGGACCUUAUGCACAGUCCCCCCCCCCUCCCCCCCUCCCCCCCUUGUUAAUGUGUAGCAAUAGUUCCAAUUGGCCCAAGAGGAGGAACUGGAGAAUGCCAGUUCUGGCAUAAUGAGUAG